AUGAACACGUGUCAGUGUCCGCCGAUUGUGUACGCGUCGAAUAAAGAAGUCGGAAAUCUGGAAGAAUCUGCCUAUCUUGCCGAUAGGCCCAGCUAUUAUCCGAAUGUGACGGUGGCCAACGAUUGUACGAUUUCUGUGGAUGUGUCCGGCGUCGACACCGACAAUUUCUAUUUUAUGAUAUUUCGCGGCGGGGCUCCACCGAUCUUUGUGAGUUUUAAAACUGUUUUGUAGAGAUAUUGAACAGUAGUAAACUGAAGAAGCUCACAAAAUGUGCUGAUGAACUUUUAUGAACUUUAUAGAAACUUAUUUUAUCAGUUGACAACUUUUAUCCAGUCUCGAAAACCCGCAAAUCUCGCUGAUUUUGCAGUCCAAAAUCGGCAGAAAUUUGCGGGAAAUCCGGGGUGCGCACAGCUGAACGAGUGUUACCGUACACCAUAGAACUACGGUAUUUUUUUUGAAAAAAAUUUUUAAUUUCUCGAGAAUAUUUGCAAUUUUUUUAAAUUUUUUUGGGUAAAUUUUUCAACGGAUUUUUUUGAAAAAAAUUUAAAUUUCACGAGAAUAUUUGCAGUUUUUUUCAUAUUUUUUUGGGUGAAUUUUUCAACGGUAUUUUUUUGAAAAAAAUUACAUUUCUCGACAAUAUUUGAAAUUUUUUUCAAAUUUCUUGGGUAAAUUUUUCAACGGUAUUUUUUUUGAAAACAAAAAAAUUUAAAUUUCAUGAGAAUAUUUGAAAUUUUUUUAAAUUUCUUGGGUGAAUUUUUCACCGGUAUUUUUUUGAAAAAAAUUUACAUUUCUCGACAAUAUUUGAAAUUUUUUUUAAAAAUUUCUUGGGUUAAUUUUUCAACAGUAUUUUUUUUGAAAAAAAGUUUAAAUUUCUCGACAAUAUUUGCAAUUUUUUUAAAUUUUUUUGGGUAAAUUUUUCAACGGUAUUUUUUUGAAAAAAAUUUAAAUUUCUUGACAAUAUUUGAAAUUUUUUUCAAAUUUCUUUGGUAAAUUUUUCAACGGUAUUUUUUUUGAAAAAAAUUUAAAUUUCUCGAAAAUAUUUGCAAUUUUUUUCAAAUUUUUUUGGGUAAAUUUUUCAAAAAAAUACCGUAGUUUUAUGGUGUACGGUAGCACUCGUUCAGCUGUGCGCACCCCGAAUUUCCCGCAAUUUUCUGCCGAUUUUGGACUGCAAAAUUCGCGAGAUUUGCGGGAUUUUCCGAGACUUUUCGGACGCGGCACAAGGAAAUAAACGAAUUCAGAGCGCUCGAUUCACCAGCUCAUCGGACAAGUCUCAAAAGUUCCAACCAGCCGGAAUAUCCUGUGUUCAAGUUGACAAUGAAUACAAUUGGGACUACUACGGCGGCAAAGUCGCCGACAUGUCGUUCGCCGUGCAAACCAACGACGACAUGUGCAACUGUGGCCCGUGGAGAACCGAAAGUGGAGCAGUGGUCACUGAACUCGGCGGAAUGUGUGAUAUUAUGAAGGUCACUUGUCCGAAUGCAACUAACAUUGUGGACUUUAUGAAUCAAAUCAACGCGUGGAACUAUAUUGUGAGUUCCGUUUUUUUAAACCUUUUCAACGCUUCCGUUCAGAUGAGUUAUUACAACCAAACCGUCUCCACAUUGGCCACUUGCGUUGGUUCCCGAUGGUAUUACAAUGGAGUCAUCCUCUCGGAUCCAUCGAUUGGGUGCACUGACUCUGUGAACGACAUUUAUGGCUUCAAUACUGCUGAAGAUUACUGUAGCAUUACAACCGAAACCCCCGCACAAAAUGAUACUUUUCAAUUUCAGUGCAAGACGGUACUUGUACUUGUCCGGUCAUUCGCGACAUUUCCGCUAAUACACGCUUUCUGGAAGUUUAUUACGCUCAGGACGCGUUUGCAAACUAUACAAUUGACGCGGGAGCUAUAGGUUAUACGGAUAAAUGCGGCGAAGCCAGUAUCUCGUGUCCGAACGGGGAUGUACUGACGAUUUUCAGUAGGAACUACGAUGCAAUGAUUGUAAGUUCCAAGGCUCUCCACAAAUCCGUUUUUUUUUAA
Messenger RNA from Caenorhabditis sp. 36 PRJEB53466, 2017 nucleotides. The record is from the annotation of a GenBank genome assembly. Lineage: Eukaryota; Metazoa; Nematoda; Chromadorea; Rhabditida; Rhabditidae.